AAGGAAGGUUGGUGUCAGAUAUUGCAGUUCAGGAAUGACCUUAGACAAUAUCAAUCGGACAGCAGUGGAUCGAAUAAUCCGGGUGGAUCAUGCAGGUGAAUAUGGAGCCACCCGCAUCUAUGCAGGGCAGAUGGCUGUCCUGGGUCGGACGAGUGUUGGGCCGGUCAUCCAGAAAAUGUGGGAUCAAGAAAAGGACCAUUUGAAGAAGUUCAAUGAGUUGAUGGUUGCAUUCAGGGUCCGACCAACGAUUCUGAUGCCCUUUUGGAAUGUGGUAGGGUUCGCCCUGGGAGCUGGAACUGCCUUGCUUGGAAAGGAAGGUGCCAUGGCUUGCACUGUGGCUGUGGAAGAGUCAAUUGCACAUCACUAUAACAACCAGAUCAGGACGUUGAUGGAGGAGGAUCUUGAAAAAUAUGAGGAACUUCUUCAGAAAAUGUUUGCUGACCCGUGA
Molecule: messenger RNA, 448 nt
Organism: Orycteropus afer afer
Lineage: Eukaryota; Metazoa; Chordata; Mammalia; Tubulidentata; Orycteropodidae
Gene: COQ7
Product: coenzyme Q7, hydroxylase
Biological process (GO): regulation of gene expression; determination of adult lifespan; regulation of reactive oxygen species metabolic process
Cellular component (GO): nucleus; mitochondrial inner membrane
Molecular function (GO): 3-demethoxyubiquinol 3-hydroxylase activity
Source: RefSeq, a predicted model, not a curated record